Molecule: messenger RNA, 6297 nt
Organism: Apiotrichum porosum
Lineage: Eukaryota; Fungi; Basidiomycota; Tremellomycetes; Trichosporonales; Trichosporonaceae
Exons: 7
Coding region: 1-6297 (2098 amino acids)
Biological process (GO): mitotic sister chromatid cohesion
Cellular component (GO): nucleus; chromatin
Molecular function (GO): protein-lysine-acetyltransferase activity
Source: RefSeq, a predicted model, not a curated record
AUGGCGUCCGGACCAACGCCACAACCGCCACAACUGUUUCCGCAGGUGGGAUUCGAAUUAAACCGCGCGGAUCUCCUUAUUCGAGGUGGCAGCCAGCAUGACGGCCAAGAGAUCUUUGUCGACCACGUUACUGGCAGGCGUUUGUUGAUCUACAUAGACAGGGAGGUAGAAGACUCGGCGUGUUUGGCUCGUCUAUGGCUGCGAAAUGGCGGCCGCCUCGCCAUGAGCCCCCAUCAGGAAAACUGCAACCUGAUCAUAAUCCCCAAGCCGGAUGUAGACGCCAAGCUUUGGUUUGUGCACCCACUCGCCGAACUGUAUUCCCACCCCGCGUGGCUAAAUUACCUGCAACGGGAGAAGCGUAAAGACGACUACAUCAUUGGUAGGACCGGCCCCCAAGGUUGGUGGUCGAAAGUGCUUUUGCACGCCCGCUGGAUACAGAGUUGCUGUGAUACCGGCCGCUUCAUGGGCCAUACGUAUGGGUGGGACAACCUCCGUAUGGGGCCACCGCCAAAGGAUAAGCAGCUCUUAGCCAUUUGGAAUCUCGGACCUUCUGUCCCACUUGCCCCUUCACCGCCUAUAACGAGGCCUGAGCAGCAACACCAGGCUCCGGCGAGGACGGGACCACCGACUUGGCGCACGGCCGACCAGGCAGCCGCUUCCCAAGAGCGUAGCCACGUUCGGGACCCAACGCCAGUGGCGCCAGAGCCAGAGGUUGACGAGCUGGAGGACGACGCAGACGUCAAUGUUAUUGCCAAGAGGAAGGGUUCCAAGAAGAAGGCUGCUGCAGCGAAGGUUGUGGUCAAGAAGGAACUGGUGGAAGCGCAUGAUGGCCCGUCGGAGGCUCCCACUGCCACAGCUCGUCCCACUGCCACGGCUCGUCCCAUCGGUACCAGCGUGCCGGCCGUAGACGAGUCCAUGCCGACACCUCUCCAGGAGACCAACGUCGCCGCAACUGGUUUCAGGGUGCCCGCCGUAGACGAGUCCACGCCCCCACUUCUCCCAGAGAACAACGUCGCUGCCACUGGUUCCGGCUGCGUUUCGUCAUCUGCGGCGCCCGUUACGCCGACUCGUUCGACGGUCGCAGAGCCAUCACCGUCUCCAAACAUCAUCGACUUGACUUUCAUGGAUGACGACGAAGUGGACGAGGGUCUUCUUUCCUCGCCAUUGGAGCCUCGAGUCAAGUUGGAGCUGCAAUGCCAGCGUCAGGAGGAAGAAGAAGCAGUGGGAGUUACUAGCAACCGGGAUCAGACGUCGCCACCCUCGGAUAAUCCCCAGUCUCCAUCGACUGAACAUCCCGAUGUGGCGGCACCACACACACAUCGCACUGUUCUUCCUGCGCUUCCUUUGGAGCAGACUCCGCUGCGUUCCAUUCAUGACAUUCCCAAGGACGAGCUCUUCACACCAGGGAGGCAUGUCCAACCGUCGACCGGAACUGGAGCUGGUUCCAGGGCCAACCGCGACCGUCGUCCAGCUGCCGCCAAUUCCUCCCAAGGUGGCUCUGGCUCUCUUUCGACCAACGUGUACCGUACCGACCACUGGUCGCCUGAGCGGCCAGCAGCUCGCCGUCUCGAUCACUGGUCACCUCCUAGACGUGGACGGCCUCGUGGUUUGAACGCCCUCCCCCCUCGUGGUACAUCGCCGUCUCCGGACAAGUCCCACAGAGAGGUCAACCUCUUGGAACCAGUCCUCCAUUCCCGUGUGGAUGUGAGAAACAAGUCGGCAACCGAGAAGGACGGCACAGCAAGCCACACUAUUCGCCCUGGCCCUGCCACGCGGCGACUGCCCAACACUCGUCCACGGAGCGACUCAAGCGGCAGCGACGACGACGAUGAGGCGGACAAUGCCCCAUUGCGCGGCCCACAUGUCACACAUACAAAGAGAAAGGCGACCCUGCGUGAGGUCCCCCCUCGACCCAGCACCAACCCCCGGCCCGCGGGUGCCGCCAACGUCGACUAUGAUUCGCAGGCGUCCGGUACCGACACAUGUGGGUCCUAUGACUCUGAUAGAAGCCCAAAUGUGUCUCAUGUGUCUGAGACCGACCUCGGGGAGGACAACGACUCCGACGAGGACGGCAACCCUGACUCCGACCCCGAGUCCGAAAGUGAGAGUGAGAGCGACAGUGACAGUGACAGCGAGUCCGAGUCUGAGUCCGAGUCCGAGUCCGAGUCCUCUGAGUCCGACGCCGCCGCAGACUCCGACUGGGUUCCGGCAGGAGGGUCUAUUAGACGCCUGCAAUCCCGAAUCCAUCCUUCCCGGUCUGUCAUCACCGCCGACCUAUUCUUCGAGGGAAAGAAGGUCUGGAUUGAUCCCUUCCAUUCUCAUGAGGCUAUGCGCCUUGGCUUUGCCAACCAGGUUGAGGCUCAUGGAGGCCAAGUGGUGCUGUGUCCUUUGGAGGCUACCCAUGUCGUCAUCGAGGACUAUAGCCAGCCACGUUGGGCUGCCUGGGUCAACCAAUUCCCUAAUCCAGACACGUGGAUUGUGUCGACUGUGUGGCUAUCGAGAUGUUUCGCCUUGCGCAGGUUGAUCGACGCGACACGCUAUGCCCCCAACCCAGACAAGGUCCGACCCAUUGCCACCGGAGUCUCUGUAGCUUCCACACAAGCGACCUGCUGUUCCCGCGACGUGCACAUGGUCUGUCCCUCAUCCACGCUGGCCCCGCCCGCAGACUCCCUGGAGCUGUCAUCUUCCAACGCGUCAGCCGACCUUGCCCUUCCAGAGCCCUCAUCCGCUGCACCGCCGCCUCCUGUUGGCACAGCGACAUCGGACGCAGUGGCGCUUGCUUCGGACUUGGAUGUCGCCCCUUCUCCUGCCUCCGGCUCGGCUCUCCCAACCCCCUCGUACAUUGAUUCGCCGUUUGACAUGUCCAGCAAGAACGACUUUGGCCAAUACGGUUUCAAGUGGAGCACAGAGGACGAAGUUGACCUUUUCCGCGCCGAGUUCCCUCUCAUCUGUCGCGUUGUUCCCCGCGGCAAGUGGGAUAUCUCUGUUGGCCGCUAUCUCCACUUCCGUUGCGGACACCACUCGUCCAGCACCUGGCUCCGACACUUCCGGUCCUGGCUUUCUCGAGCCGGCAAGUUUGCCGACCUCGAACACAACGACUGGACCCAUGCCGACGGUGCCGCCCUUCCUGUCGACGUCGUUCCUCUCUGCUUGCGUAUCAAGACAUUUAGGAAGGUUUUCACGGAUGUGCAGCUCGAUCCAAAUGAAACUGUCCGCACCAUGUUCCAGAGCCAUCCACAAGUCUCCCAUCAAGAGUGGGCCGAACACUUCAAGUGGUGGAUCAAGCGGGGAGGCCCUUACCGCAAGGAAAGGUACACUGUUCCAAAGACCAAGGCCCCCCCCAGUGCGCAGCCCAAGUCGAGUGGUAGCCUGCCCCGCGCGUCCAGCUCGUCCGCCAGACCUGUCGUCGCUCCUGUCCCCGACCACAAGGCAACGGAAACAGAGCUGAGGUGCUUGGCCAACUAUGCGGCUCAACUCGAGGACAUUCUUGACAACGGCGACCACGCCGCCGCUGCAUGGAUAGACUUCACCGAGCGCAACCCCUACCGUGCUGCGCAGGACUGGCUCGACCUCUUCCUCCGCCAUCGUCCUUCGCUCGAGCGAGAGAUUCGGCAAAAGUCCAAGAAACGGCAGACAGACUUUGCGGGUACCUCGUACAUUGUGAGCCCUCGGCCUCGAUGGGUUUCGGACAGCCAGGAAACUCGUGAGAGCCUGGACCAUUUGAGUCAACUCAAGGCGGUUGAGCGCAAGAAGAAGUCAUUGGCCGACGGUGACUCGCCGUCUCCCCCAAGCUCGGCGCCGUCUCCACCCUCGGACGAUCUCCCGCCGCCUUCUCCGAGGUACUCGCCGUCUGCUCCAGUACCGGAUUUCCCCGUGCACUCCCCCGCUCCCUUGGUAUUGGAUCUGUGCGAGUCUCCUCCUCAACCUUCUCUCGCUUCGGCGCCCGUGGCAGCCACAGCAGACCAGGCGUCGUCUGGAACGUUUCCAGCUGCCAGCGCCCCACAGACGUCUUCCCCGCCUACUGCUUCCGUUGAACCCGCCCCCUCAUCCGCUGUAAGGUCUACUGCCCCCACCCCCGGCGACCUCUUCGACGCCUUCGAGAUGCUCGAACGUCUCGGCGGGGUCGCCUCGCCCGCUAACCCCGUUACCAAGGGCGAGUUGGGGACCAUGUCCAUCUUGGCCAACCAGCAACAUCCCAUUCCCUGGAGUGAGGUCGAGUGGGAGGCGUUCGCCGCCGUCAACCCAUACCGCAGCUCACAGCAAUGGCUGUGCGAGUUCCUCCGCCACUACGGCGACGUCAUGAGCAGGGUCGACACCAGGCGCCGGCGCAAGAACGUCGGUGCCGCAGCUUCCCUCAAGGUGUGGCCCCGUCCCAGGUGGGUCACGCCCCAGGAAGAAACGGCCUCGUCGCUGGCUUGGAUCCAGCAAGAGCUGGACAAGCGGGCUGCCCUCGCUGCGCGCAAGGCAGAGGAAGCGGAACACCAGGCGGAACGGGUGAGCAGAGAAGAGGAGGAGUUGAGGAAGAGGGAUGCUGCUCGCAAGAGCGCCGAGAAGGCUGCUGCUGAGAAGGCUGCCGCGGAGAAGGCUGCUGCUGAGCAGGCUGCUGCCGAGAGAGCUGCUGCCGUGAAAGCGGCAGCUGAGGUGGCAGCCGCGAAAGCGGCAGCUCAAAAAGCUGCAGCUCAGAAGGCUCAGGCUGAAAAGGCUGCUGCUGAAAAGGCUGCUGCUGAAAAGGCUGCCGCUGAAAAGGCUGCCGCUAAGAAGGUUGCUGCUGAGAGAGCUGCUGCCGUGAAAGCGGCAGCCCAGAAGGCUCUUGCUGAGAAGGCGCUUGCUGAGAAGGCGCUUGCUGAAAAGGCGCUUGCUGAGAAGGCGUUUGCUGAGAGGUUGGCCGCCGAGCGAGCUGCUCUAUUUCAAAGCAGGGCCGUGGCUGCGGCCGCUCGCGUCCAGGAGGCCAAUGCCGCGCGUCUCCGGGCACAGGAGACGACCAACGCUGCUGUGGCAGCAACGGUGGCGACUGUGCUGGCCACCCGGAAGACAGGUCAAAAGGCCGUGGUCGAGUCGCCUGCAAGGGCGGUCGUCCAGGACGGCCUUGAGGACCUCUUCCGGGAGGCAAUGGAGCGCCGGAGGAUGGCGGUCGAAGCGACGCCGAGGACCGCAGAGCAGUUGAAGCGUGCUGAGGAGGCGUCUGCCAAGGCUGCCGCUAAGCGGAAGGCGGCGGCGGCCAAGAAGGCUGAGAAGAACGCUGCCGACGAGAGGCAGCGUGUUGAAGACGAAGCCGCCGCAGCUAAGGCUGCUGCUGCUGCUGCUGCUCAAGCGGAAGCCAAAGCCAAAGCUGAGAAGGCCGAGAAAGCGGCAGCUGAGCAGCGGCAUGUUGAAGCCCAGGCGGCGGCUGAGGCUGAAGCCCAGGCCAAGGCCGCUGCUGAAGCUGGGGGUGCAGAGGAGGCGAUGAUCACCAAGAAUGCCAGAAGGCGCAGGAACAAGUCGAAGCGCAGGGCAGGUGAGACGACGACGACGGCGACGACGACAGCAACAACAACAGCCCCAUUCACGUCAACGCCUACCUCUACCACCUCCACUUCGUUCACUGCCGGCAGCCUCCCUCCUUCGUCGUCGACAACUAGCAAGACGACCAUGACCACGACCACGACCCAUGUCUCUGUUCCCACGCCAGCCUCGCUCCCGACCCCAGCACAGACCACCAUUGCCCCGACAACUGUUGCGAAGCGCAAACGCUCGACAACAUUCUCCAUUGCCACACCCGCCGAGUCGGCCGCAGACGCUCCUGCUGCGAAGCGCCAACGUCAGCAACCACCCAAUUCGUCGACAAGCACUGUUGCCCUGGCCACAUCCGUGACCGUCGCUGCACCUGUGCCCUCCUUAACGACUUCCGCCACAGCAACAACAUCAAGCACAAACACAAGCACCGCUGCCAUUCCGCCGCGCCCAACCAUCGCCGCUCCGCGACCCUCCUUUGUCAUCCCGAACCCUGCUCCCGUCAUUCCUGUCCACCCCAGGGUCGAAGAGCUGCGGGCCAUGCUCCUGUACAUUGAGAGUGAGAAGGCGAGUGCCCCUCCUGCCUCGGACCCCGUCCUCUUCAACCAGACCAAGCACUGGAAGAAGUUUGCCAAACACAACUGCCACCGCAAGGCCAGCACGUGGCGCGAGCUGUGGAACAACCACAAAGCGAGCCCCGACGCCGACGGCUUUGAGGCUGCCGCACGAGGCCACGCCGACGUCAAGCCCGACAUCAACAAGCUGCCGCCACUGGGCGACGCUAAGCGCCCCUUCGUGUUGGAUUAA